AGGAUCAGCUGCUAAAAGUAUUAAUUACCUCACAUAUGCGACGUUUCUUUCUCUGCGAAACUCGGCCAACACACGUUUAUUAUCCGUAUAUAUAUAUAUAUAAUAAUAAAUUUUUAUCUGCAUACAGAAAGUGUGAAUGAACGAGCGCCGUGACGUACGUACAUCGAUCGAUUGCCUUAAAAUAACCGCGGCGUGUUUUGAACCCUGCCAAUCGCACUGCGUGUAUACAUAAUUCGCGUCAUAGCGACGUCGCUGAAUCGGGGUUGAGGCAGGUCUUUUCGUUCUCCCCGAAAAUCCUCGGCUACGACGCCGCCGGCGAAGAGGACGAGGACAGCCGGCUUUUUGCUCACUUCGAGACCGGUCCCGGGGCUUCGGAGGGCUUGGAAGCUGCGCAUGAGGAGCCGGCAUCCGGUCGGCUCAAGUAAAACAUCCCAAAGCGACCCCGUACGCCGGGGGUAAAUCCGUCACGACGGCCGAUGUCAGGAUGCCGGAGCAAAGCAACGACUACAGGGUGGUCGUCUUCGGGGCCGGUGGGGUCGGCAAGAGUUCCUUAGUAUUGCGUUUCGUCAAGGGGACAUUCCGGGAGUCGUACAUACCCACCAUCGAGGACACCUACAGACAGGUGAUAAGCUGCAACAAAAACAUUUGCACGUUACAAAUCACAGACACGACUGGAUCACAUCAGUUUCCAGCAAUGCAGCGGCUCUCCAUAAGCAAAGGUCACGCCUUCAUCCUCGUUUACUCAGUUUGUUCGAGGCAAAGUCUCGAGGAGCUGCGACCAAUCUGGGCAGUGAUCCGCGAGCUGAAGGGUCAGGACGUGUCUCAGAUACCGAUUAUGCUGGUGGGAAAUAAGUGCGACGAGAGUCCUUCGGUCCGCGAGGUGUCGAUGAGCGAGGGGGCAGCGGAGGCGGCAAAUUGGGGUUGCGGCUUCCUCGAGACCUCGGCGAAGACGAAUCACAACGUGAACGCGCUCUUUCGGGACUUGUUGACGUUGGAAAAAAAUCGCACGGUAUCCCUGCAGCCGGUUCAGAGCAACAACGCGAUAAGCCUUAAGGAGAAAUGUGCCGUUAUGUAAUUAAGUUGUAAAUCGCAUUGCAAUGAUUAUACGCAAACGUUAGACACACAUGAAAAACCGCCGUGCGUAUAUGUAUGCGUAAAACGCGUUGCAACGAAGAAACGAACCCUGCGAUCCACCCCCGGAUCAUCGGUUACCGAAGCCGUUUUCUUCGCCGUCUAGUUUAUAACUGUAUAAAUUAUUUCAUUUACCCCGCGGAUUUAAAUAACACUUCGAAUCUCGCGAGCUUCGCGACUAAUCGUAAGCAGCGAAUAACUAUAAGUAUAGUCUAGGUUGAGGUAGGCUCGCGACUUUAUAGGUAUACACAAAGGAUGAAUUAUUC
This is a messenger RNA of Diprion similis, 1397 nucleotides long. RefSeq names its product GTP-binding protein Di-Ras2. Gene Ontology annotation, cellular component: plasma membrane. Gene Ontology annotation, biological process: signal transduction. Lineage: Eukaryota; Metazoa; Arthropoda; Insecta; Hymenoptera; Diprionidae. The record is from RefSeq and is a predicted model, not a curated record. Bases 485 to 1075 code for a protein of 196 amino acids. Gene Ontology annotation, molecular function: GTPase activity; GDP binding; GTP binding. The transcript has 3 exons.